This is a messenger RNA of Musca domestica (house fly), 591 nucleotides long. RefSeq lists its product as uncharacterized. Lineage: Eukaryota; Metazoa; Arthropoda; Insecta; Diptera; Muscidae. The record is from RefSeq and is a predicted model, not a curated record. The transcript is spliced from 2 exons. Bases 1 to 591 code for a protein of 196 amino acids.
AUGCGUUCUUUGAUUCUUUUGAGUUUGGCAGCCAUUUGUUUAGCUGCUCCAGAGGGCUAUCACUAUCCCAAAGUGCAAGAUGAGGCAACAAACGGCAUCCAAAGCAAUGGAAAAAGUCAAUGGCAACCGGAGCCAAUAGUUAACAAACGCUUCUUCACCUAUUCAGCACCAGAGGACGACGAACCGGAAGUCAUUUACAGAGACAUUGUUGUAGGAGCACCACGCAAAAAUUACAAUGUCGUAUUCAUUAAAGCACCUGCGGUUAAACAACAGAAGGCCAAAAUCCGUAUCCUUCCUGCUACCAAUGAGGAUAAAACAUACAUUUAUGUUUUGGCCAAGAAAGCCGAAGCUCCAAUACUUGAAACGUUUGUUGAAGAACCUGUUACUACCACUGCUAAACCUGAAGUUUUCUUCAUUAAAUACCGAACGAAUAAUGAGGCUGAACAUGUUCAACAUCAUAUCCAGAGUAAAUAUGAUAACUUAGGAGGCACAACUGAUGUCUCUGAUGAAGGAGUCUCUCCAGUUACCUCAGUUAUUGGCAGUUUAGAUGGGGCACCUAAAAAUACCUAUUUGCCUCCCAUAAAGUAUUGA